Molecule: messenger RNA, 1034 nt
Organism: Solanum verrucosum
Lineage: Eukaryota; Viridiplantae; Streptophyta; Magnoliopsida; Solanales; Solanaceae
Product: GDSL esterase/lipase CPRD49-like
Exons: 6
Coding region: 15-773 (252 amino acids)
Source: RefSeq, a predicted model, not a curated record
AGAAAAAGAUUAAAAUGGUUGGACCAAAUAGACCACAAAUUGUUCUAUUUGGAUCCUCAAUAGUGCAAUUUAGCUAUAGCCAUGAAGGUUGGGGUUCAAUCCUCACUGAUCUAUACUCUUGCAAGGCAGAUAUAGUGCUUCGUGGAUAUGGUGGUUGGAACACUAGGCUGGCUCUACAGGUUUUGGACCAAAUAUUUCCCAAGGAUGCAGCAGUACAACCAUCACUUGUUAUUGUAUACUUUGGUGGAAAUGACUCAAUGAAACCUGAUCCAAAUGGUCUAAAUGCUGAUGUUCCUCUUCUUGAAUAUAUACAAAACAUGAAGAACAUUGUACUUCAUCUCAAGAGCCUAUCGGAAAAGACUCGAAUACUAGUUCUUAGUACUCCACCAGUGAAUGAGGAACAAAUCAUCAAAUUGUUCGGAAGUUCUCGACGUUCAAAUGAGAGCUCACAUAUAUAUUCAGAAGCUUGUAUAAAAAUGUGCAAAGAGUUGGGGAUCAAGGUGAUUGAUCUUUGGACUGCACUUCAAAAUCGAGAUGAUUGGUUGACUGCUCAUUUCACGGAUGGAGUUCAUUUAACAGCAGAAGCAAGCAAAGUUGUGGUUAAGGAAAUCUUAAAGGUUGUGAAAGAAGCAGAUUGGGAGCCAAAUCUACAUUGGAAAUCAUUGCCAAAUGAAUUUGCACAAUAUUCACCUACUAUCUUUGUUGGGCCUAAUGGUAACACUCCUGUUAUUGUUGCUGAUUUGGACUUGGACUGGCAAGCCCAAUGGAUCUGACAAUAUGAAUGUUUGUCUACCGUCAAGAUAGGGAUUUGCUUCUGCAGAAAAGCAAGAAAGGCAAGAAAAUGCGCUCGAGCAGCUUAGCUUCUUACUAUCACUUUUGGAAAACCUACUUUGAACUUCUCUUCAACUCAAUGUUCAUCAUAUCAGUUACCAUCUUCAAUUCAUAUUUUUUGUAAAACUCUUAUUAACUUCUUUAAGAAGGAUAUUUAGUAAUUUUAAUUUAAUCUAAGUUAUCAUUUUCAUUUGAAUAUACUU